This is a messenger RNA of Cephus cinctus (wheat stem sawfly), 778 nucleotides long. RefSeq lists its product as uncharacterized. The coding region runs from base 67 to 585 and encodes 172 amino acids. The record is from RefSeq and is a predicted model, not a curated record. Lineage: Eukaryota; Metazoa; Arthropoda; Insecta; Hymenoptera; Cephidae. The transcript is spliced from 4 exons.
UAGUCGACUGUACGAGUCGUACAGUUGGUCCCAUGUGAUAAAGUUUAAUUAUUUAUUUUUAAUAAAAUGAUAUACCUGUCGACAGCAGCACUUUUACUGUGCGCUGCAUCAGCUCAGGGGGAAGGUUACUUGUACAUUGAUGACUGCUAUAUUACCGAAAGCAAUGAGGAAUAUUUCGAUCUAGAUAAAUCGACAGUUACGGUGAACGAGGUGAACGAUACGUACAAUACGAUGAAUUUAAAAAUGAUCAUCAUCAGUGAAUUACCGGAAGAUGUUAGGGUUGAAUUGUCUAUCUGGGAAGAAAUUAUGGGUGAGUACACUAUACCUGCCGGAUUCGAUAUAUCCCUACCCAUCUGCGAAAUGCUCGACGAACCACUCAUUGGUGCCUCGUUCUUAAAGGCCGUGGGUUUCACAAAGGAUAAUUGUCCACCACUGCCGGGAGAAUAUGGAAAUCCAUCAUAUUUUCCGCUAAUACAGAACUUACUACCACCGUCCUUACCACAUCGCAAGUACAUGGUGAGUUUUGCAUUGUUGUUGGAUGACGAGUUGUUAUUGAAGGCAGAAAUUUUUAUAGUUGUCAAUUAAAAGAAAAAAUGUUUAAUUAAAAAGAAUUGAGGUUUUUGUUAUUAACAGAAGAAGUUGAAUGACUUUUUGUAAUCUCCCUUAUUAUCCAAAAUUAAGAGAGGUUAAGUAAAUCUCUGUCAUUGACUUCGGCACGUUGAACGAUAAUAUAAGGUCAGUUUAAAUAACUUGAAAAAAAUAUAUGUAUGCCACCAGA